AACACUGGACUUUCACUUUACAUAAAGCGCUUCUCACGUGUAGUGUGUGUGCAUGAAAAAUAACAAUUCAAGGAAGAAAAAGGAGCGCUACCGUAUUACUCUGAAAUGGCACGGGCAAAGAAGGGUCCUUCAGAAGCAUCUGAAUCGAAGCAGAAGUCGAGGAGGCAGAAUGGAGAAACGUCUGGAGCUGCAGGACAAACCAUCUCCAUGAAGCUUCGGCAGAAGAAGGACGGGAAGAACACAUUGAAAACAGGGUCUGUUUUCCCAACCACCAUGAUCAGAUCUUCAGUUGGGAAGAGAAGUGGACCAGGAAGCAUCCUGCACUACAUUUACCAGAGUACACUGGGGCAGAGCCUUCAUUCUCAGAUGAGACAGUGUCUCCAGGAGCCGUUUGUACGUUCCCUGUCCUCCUAUAAGCUCCACCGUACAGCCAGUCCGUUUGACCGGCGGGUCACCUGUCUGGAGUGGCACCCCUCGCACCCCACCACGCUGGCGGUCGGCUCCAAGGGAGGAGACGUGGUCCUCUGGGACUACAACGUGCUCAACAAGACCAGCUUCAUACAAGGGAAAGGAGCCGGGGAUUUUAUUGGUGGGAUGACGUUUAGCCUGACGGACCCGUCCAAGGUCUACCUGGCGUCUGGCGACGGUACGCUGACCGAGCAGAGCUUUCAGGGCGGUCCAGGAACGGUUCUGUCCAGAGUCCAGGACUGUGGACACGAUCACCACAAUGUCUGUCUGUGGUACUGCUGUGUAGAUGUGUCAUUGAGCAGACAGAUGUUGGUGACCGGAGACAACAUUGGAGGAGUCUUAUUGCUGGGCAUGGAUGGACACCAGGUCUUCAACGGGAAGCUGCACAAAGCCAAAGUGACCCAUGCUGAAUUCAACCCUCGCUGCGAUUGGUUAAUGGCGACAGCGUCCGUUGACCACACGGUGAAGCUAUGGGACCUGAGGAACAUCAAGGACAAGGACACUUACCUCCACGAGAUGGUUCAUGACAAAGCUGUUAACUCAGCCUACUUUAAUCCAGUGGACUGCUCCAAGCUCCUGACCACGGACCAGUAUGACCAGAUCAGGGUGUACUCCUCUUCUGAUUGGUCAACUCCUCAGCAGAUUAUCCAGCACCCACACAGACAGUUUCAGCACCUCACACCAAUCAAGGCCACGUGGCACCCUCUGUACGACCUGAUGGUGGUUGGACGGUACCCUGACGAGAGGGUGUGUCCAGGUGCCCUGAGGACCAUCGAUAUCUAUGAUGCCAACACAGGAGAGCUGGCAUGCCAACUACUGGACCCCAACGCCCCUGGCAUCAUAUCUGUCAACAAGUUCAAUCCAAUGGGAGAUGUUUUAGGAUCUGGGAUGGGAGUGAACAUCCUAGUGUGGAACAGAGAGGAGACAUUGGCUGGUAAGCAGCAGAGAGGAGCGCUACAACAGGAAGCAGGAGUCCAGGUUGGCAGAGGUCGAGGCCAGCGGAGGAGAAGAGGGGAGACUCGGAGGGGGGGACGGGGGGGAGAGGAUGAGGACGACAUUGGGAAGCUGAAGAAGAAGCUGUCUUCGUCCUCGGGGACCAGAACCAGAACAUCCAGGGACACAGAAGGGUCCAAAUAAAGAGAGGUUUAUUGUGUGUUUCCUUUAUUUUGGUAGUUACCUGAAUGUCAUAGACAAGUAACUACCAAAAUAAAGGAAACACCAACAUACAGUGUUUUAACAGGGACACAGAAGGGUCCAAAUAAAUAAUCAGGGAGAAAGAGAGAGGUUUAUUGUGUGUUUCCUUUAUUUUGGUAGUUACCCGACAAUGACAUAGACAAGUAACUACCAAAAUAAAGGAAACACCAACAUACAGCGUUUUAAUAGGGUGUUGGACCACCACCAACCAACCAGAACAGAUUCAAUGCUCCUUGGUGUAGAUUCUACAAGUGUCUGGAACUCUAUUGGAGGGACGCGACACCAUUCUUCCACCAGAAAUUACAUCAUUUGGUGUUUUGUUGAUGGUGGUGGGAAAUCACUGUCUCAGGCGCUGCUUCAGAAUCUCCCAAGAGUGUUCAAUUGGGUUGACUGGUACACAUCCUCUAUGUUCCUCUGAGAGCCCUCUUUCAGUCACUGAGAUCUGGUGACUGAUACAUCCUCUAUGUUCCUCUGAGAGCCCUCUUUCAGUCACUGAGAUCUGGUGACUGAGACACAUCCUCUAUGUUCCUAUGAGAGCCCUCUUUCAGUCACUGAGAUCUGGUGACUGAGAUACAUCCUCUAUGUUCCUCUGAGAGCCCUCUUUCAGUCACUGCUUCUAGCCAUAAUGGGCAACUGGGCAUAUUUUUUUUUUUACCUGACCCUAAGCAUGAUGGGAUGUUAAUUUCUUAAUUACCUCAGGAACCACACCUGUGUGGAAGCACCUACUUUGUAUCAUUUACUCAAGUGUUUAUUUUAUUUAGUCAGUUUCCUGUCUGCAUUUGUAAUCUGUUACCUUUGUCUUGUUGAAAAUGUUCCCUUUGUUAUAAACAGGGACAAUCGUGA
Messenger RNA from Oncorhynchus nerka (sockeye salmon), 2505 nucleotides. RefSeq names its product damage-specific DNA binding protein 2 (gene ddb2). The transcript has 11 exons. The record is from RefSeq and is a predicted model, not a curated record. The coding region runs from base 106 to 1605 and encodes 499 amino acids. Gene Ontology annotation, cellular component: Cul4-RING E3 ubiquitin ligase complex; nucleus. Lineage: Eukaryota; Metazoa; Chordata; Actinopteri; Salmoniformes; Salmonidae. Gene Ontology annotation, molecular function: damaged DNA binding; protein binding. Gene Ontology annotation, biological process: DNA repair; response to UV.